AUGCCGAACCGCAGGGCCAGCCGUAAUGCCUACUACUUCUUCGUGCGGGAGAAGAUCCCUGAGCUACGGCGGCGAGGCCUGCCCGUGGCUCGCAUAGCUGAUGCUAUGCCCUAUUGCUCCGCAGACUGGGCGCUCUUGAGGGAGGAAGAAAAGGAGAAAUACACAGAAAUGGCUCGAGAGUGGAGGGCCGUCCAGGGAAAGGACUCCGGGCCUUCAGAGAAGCAGAAACCUGUUUCCACACCACUGACGAGGCCUGGCAUGCUUGUACCAAAGCAGAAUGUUUCACCCCCAGAUAUGUCAAGUUUGUCUCUAAAAAGUGAUCAAGCUCUCUUUGGAGGUGUUUUUUAUUUUUUGGACAUUUUUAGCCAUGGCGAGCUACCUCAUUGUGAACAGCAUUUCCUCCCUUGUGAAAUUGGCUGUGUUAAAUAUUCUCUUCAAGAAGGUAUUAUGGCAGAUUUUCACAGUUUUAUAAAUCCUGGUGAAAUUCCACGAGGGUUUCGGUUUCAUUGUCAGGCCGCAAGUGAUUGUAGUCACAAGAUUCCUAUUUCAAACUUUGAAUCUGGGCAUGACCAAGCAACUGUGUUACAAAACCUUUAUAGAUUUAUUCAUCCAAACCCAGGGAACUGGCCACCUAUCUACUGCAAGUCUGAUGAUCGAGCCAGAGUCAACUGGUGUUUGAAGCAUAUGGCGAAGACAUCAGAAAUCAGGAAAAAUCUGGAACUUCGCACUGUAGAGGACCUUAUAGUGGGGAUCUACCAGGAAAAAUUUCUCAAGGAGCCCUCCAAGACCUGGGUUCGAAGCCUCCUAGAUGUGUCCAUGUGGGAUUAUUCUAGCAACACAAGGUGCAAGUGGCAUGAAGAAAAUGAUAUUCUCUUCUGUGCUUUAGCUGUUUGCAAGAAAAUUGCGUACUGCAUUAGUAAUUCUCUGGUCACUCUUUUUGGAGUCCAGCUCACAGAGGCUCAUGUACCAUUACAGGAUUAUGAGGCCAGCAGUAGUGUGACACCCAAAAUGGUUGUUUUGGAUGCAGGGCGUUACCAGAAGCUAAGAGGGGAGAGUCCAGGAUUCUCUCAUUUCAACUCUUCUAGUCAGGAACAAAGAUCAAACAUAUCCUUUGGUGACUACCCAUCUGGAGUGAAAACUGGCCAAAACAGCAGCAUUCGGGGAAGAGGGAUUACCCGCUUAAUAGAAAGCAUCUCCAAUUCCUCCAGCAAUAUCCAUAAGUUCUCCAACUGA
Molecule: messenger RNA, 1233 nt
Organism: Cynocephalus volans (Philippine flying lemur)
Lineage: Eukaryota; Metazoa; Chordata; Mammalia; Dermoptera; Cynocephalidae
Gene: MAEL
Product: maelstrom spermatogenic transposon silencer
Exons: 12
Coding region: 1-1233 (410 amino acids)
Biological process (GO): negative regulation of DNA-templated transcription; piRNA processing; spermatogenesis
Cellular component (GO): P granule; nucleus
Molecular function (GO): sequence-specific DNA binding
Source: RefSeq, a predicted model, not a curated record